Molecule: messenger RNA, 2598 nt
Organism: Naegleria lovaniensis
Lineage: Eukaryota; Heterolobosea; Eutetramitea; Acrasida; Naegleriidae
Exons: 2
Coding region: 1-2598 (865 amino acids)
Biological process (GO): intracellular signal transduction; cyclic nucleotide biosynthetic process
Source: RefSeq, a predicted model, not a curated record
AUGUUAAGUCAACUGGAUCAGGAAAACGAGUGUAUAGAUGUCGAACGAUCAACAACAUCCAUGAUCACAGUUGGUUCAUCGUCACAACUACAACAUGAUCAAUCAUCAUCGUUUCAUCUCUUCUCCGAACAAGAGAAGGUUGCAUCUUCCUUCCAUUCCAAACAAAAUGUCUCACAAACAGUUCAGCCUUCCUGGGCAGGACAUUUAGAAGUAGUUCCUCAUGCAGUUAACACCACUACAAAUCCUUCUUCAAAACAAACGGUCAAAGAUCAUUUACCAAAGAACCACAAACAACACACCAAUGAACUUUUCAUGAAGCGAAUCAAAAAGUUGAUAUUCCGACGAUGGCCUUCUCGCUGUAUUGCCAUUAUGAAUGUCAUUUUGUUGUUGUUUUUAUUACAGGGAUUAUUUGGAUGGUUAUCAUCAUUCAUACUUCUCUAUACGACUGGAGAAGAUAUGGUCCAACGAUCGAGUGCCAAACGAAAAAUUCAAAUGAGUCUCGUCGUUGAUCAUCAAUUAAGCGAAUUGAUCAAAACCACUUCAUUUGCCGUGAAUCAAGUAUUAUAUCAAUUACCAGAUUUGAAUUUAAACGAUGAUUUGAGUUGGAUCAAAAUCUUUGCCAAUUUACAACAAUUAUACUUGUACAAAUUACCGAUUCAAAUUUCGUAUUUUGCUCGUUUUGAUCAGAGUGUUGUUGGUGCUGAGAAACUCUAUGCUCGUCGAGUGAUGAAAGCACCAUCCAAUUCUACAAGCUUGGUUCGAGAUUUGUACGAAUAUAGAGUGGUUUUUGAUCGUUUGGAUCAAGUGUUGAAUUCUGAAAAUUUACUAAGGCAUGUAAAGACUUCUGUGGAUAUGAAAUCACGACCUUGGUAUUCUCUGUUUGUGAAAAAUUUAACCAAUCCAUCAAAAAUUAUGUGGAGUCCAUUCUUUAAGGCAACCAAUGGAAUUCCUUCGAUUACUGCUUGUAUUCCUAUUUAUAUUACCAAUGAAACAACGAAUCUUGUAGAAAAUUAUACGAAUCAAGUCAUUGCAUGGAAUGUCACGGCACCAAGAAUUCCCGAUCAUUUAUAUGGAGUUAUUGGAAUUCAACUGAAUGUGAAAAAUAUUUCAGACAUUUUGACACAAUCUGCUAUCCGAGCAGGUGUUGCAGCGUCUUUUAUUAUCAAUUCUGAAGGUCACCUUGUGGCUGCAACCAAAUUCCUGAGUGGUAUGAACUCACAACAACACAAUGAUCCAAUUAUUAUCGAACAAUUGGUCAACGAAACUAUUGCGAAAGGGUUUUUACAACAAAUUAGUGAUUGGAGAAAAACUUUUCUCUCAACAAGCGCAUCAACAGUUCAAGGAUUACAAGGAAUUGCUAUUCAACAAGCUGGAAGCUUUGUAUUUCAGAGUACAGACACGAGUUUAGACGUCUUUUUAUUUACCGUCACGGAUCCUUAUGGUCUUAAUUGGGGAUCUGUCAUUGCUGUUCCUCAACGAUUGUUUGUGGAAGAGGUGUUUCAGAGUAGUAUUUCUUCGGUAGUGAUUUUUGCAGGAGUGUUGUGUUUGGGACUUGUGAUUUUGAUUACUGUGGUUCAAUGUAUACAAAUGGCUCUCAGAGGAAUCAAAAGACAAUUGAAAGAGUUAGUGGAUUUCAAAUCGAAAUGGAAAACGGAGGACAAAACGAGGAUAACCAUCAACUCUUCAACCUCUUCGUUUUCGUUCUUGCAUGACAUUCGACAAAUGCAACAAAGUUUAAACAUCAUGAGAUUUGGGUUGGAAAUUUUCUCUAAAUACGUACCAGAGAUUGUAGCUCAACAAUUGUGUGAAGGAAAUGACAAGGUGUUCACCACACGAUACAUGUCUGUCAUGAUUAUGAAUAUUUACGGAUUUUCGUUAUUAGCAGAAACCACGAAUCGUGUGAAUUUCAUUUCACAAAGUUCAGAACUCUUUACAGAAAUUAGUGAAAUUGUUGAACGAAAUAAGGGAGUGAUAGAUAAAUAUUUGGGAGAUCGCAUCGUUGCAGUUUGGAAUGAAGUAAAUAGAGAUCACUCAGUACUCGAGGACAAUCAUGAAAUACGGGCUUCCAAGACGGCCCUGCAAAUUCGUGACCGUUUGCAAAUUCUCAAUUCCAAAUGGAGACGGCUACAUUAUCCAAAGCUCUCUUGUGCUUUUUCUGUGAAUAGUGGAGAAUUCCUUUCUGGAAAUAUUGGAAGUUUAAAUUCUCGAGUGAAUUUCACAGUGAUUGGAGAUUGUUUGAAUGUUGCCUCUGCUUUGGAGAAGUUAAAUUGUAAAUAUAAGACUCAAAUAUUAAUGGGAGAGGCUACUCAUGCAAAAGUCAAAAAUCAGAUGAUUUGCUAUUUUGUAGAUUGUUCCUAUAUCAAGGGAAAGUUCAAUCCAAUCAAACUAUAUAGUUUAGAAACAGGCAUGUCAGAAGCCUCUCAGUGCUUUGAAGAAAUGGAGAAGUGCUUUUUUGCUUUUAACUUUUCUCGAAUUUUAGAGAUUUGUGAACAACUCGAACUGCAACAGUUAGUAACACCUCGAAUUGAGGGAAUUAUUGAGCAUUUCAAGCAACGAUCUCUUAAAAUGCUUACAUCAUUCAGAUCGUCCGAGAAUUGA